Molecule: messenger RNA, 1860 nt
Organism: Panonychus citri (citrus red mite)
Lineage: Eukaryota; Metazoa; Arthropoda; Arachnida; Trombidiformes; Tetranychidae
Exons: 3
Coding region: 399-1775 (458 amino acids)
Source: RefSeq, a predicted model, not a curated record
UCAUAGUCACACUUUUAUGGGCUUGGUCCAAAAGCGUUCUCAUCGUUUCCGUCGAUAUUAUUUCCAACGUAAACCAUUAACGAUUUUGAGAAUUAAUGAAAUUCGUAUUUGUCAUCAUAUUAACGAAUCACAUAGUUUUCUCCAAUAAUCAUUUUCAUUUUCCUUCGAAAUUAACUUAAAGCUUAAACUUCGCGCCAAAACUCAGUUACUAUGACGACCGAUUCGCAACCGAAUUUUCAAAUUUUGAAAUAGUCAGUUCAACUCAGUUGGUUUAUAACUUUGUCAACCACUUGCUUGUGAUUAAAUAUUUCAAUUUUUUAUUUAGUAAAUUUAAUUGUUACCAUUCUAAUUUUUGUGAUUUUUUUCAAAAAUUUGUUUUCCACUUUGUCGAUAUCAAUAUGUCACAAGAAAUACCAUCGAUCCUUUCAUGUUCUUUGUAUCAACAAGUGAAGAAAAAGAAAAGAAUUUCUUUUUCACAAAAUAUGGUUUUUCAAGAACUUUAUGAAGAUGGAACUACAAGAACGUAUCAUGAGAAAAUUGCCGAUGAGCUAACACCAUCACUGGAUGAGAUGAUGGUGACUCUGGAAGAAUCUGAUUCUGUCCAUAACACUACGCUUUAUGAUUUUAAUAUGGUGAUUUCUUCACCAUCACCAUCACCAUCACCAUCACCAUCACAAUCAACAUCACCCAUCAUCUCACCAACCACCUCGCCAACCACCUCGCUGAUCUCUCUCAGUGAUUCUGGAUCAACAGAACAAAGCUCUUGUGCUUCAAUUGAAUUUUCUCGUAAAGAUUAUUCCACUUUCGAGAGCAGAUAUGACGACUCAAUCCUUUUUUAUGUUGAUAAAAAAUCAACUCUCGAAUUGAGCUCAGAAGAAGAAGUUUCUCAACAAAUCGAACACAACUCAACCUUCGUUGGCUCUUUAUUUGUUGAUGAUGUUUCAAUGGUUGAAGAUGAAUCAACGAGUGGUGAUGAUGUUUUCAACUUUAUUGAUAACUCAAUCUUCACGAAAGUACCUGAAGCUAAUAUAGAUCUUUCAUUAAUCGAUCCAAGAUUCCACAAGUUUGUCGUUAUAUUAGAUCACGAUGGUGCCGUUUUGAAAUUUAUGAACGGAAAUUUUCUCAUUCAUUUAAAAUAUUCGGUAUCCAAUAUUGACACUGCCGAAGUUAAAUUGGAAGACAUCACAAUUGAAUCUUGUAUUGAUAAGAAAAUCAACUCUCAAGGAUUAGCCCAAUUAAGUGAAUAUAGUGUUCAUCAUUUAACUAAAUCAGAUGAUAAAUUGAUUCGUUUAAUCAAGAAGACAGUGGCCAUUAAAUUCGACCAGUUCAAGAAACAAAAAGGAACAACAACAGCCUUAUUGACAACGAUCAUUAAUGAUCUUCAAAAGAUUUUCCAUCAAAUUGUAGCUCUUUUUGUUGAUCUGCUUAAUGUUUGUCGUUUUCAUGAAUGGAAAAUCAUAAACGCCAAUAUUGCUAAUUUUGAGAUCUCUUUUGAAAUCAAAGGUCUAAGAUACUCACUUUGGCUUAUUUUGUGUUUCGAUCUCCUAAAUUAUCCAAAUGACACGAUUAAAGUUAAAUUCGGUAUUCACAAAGCUGAUCUCAAACUUUACCCGUAUCAUCUUUUUCACAAAAAGAUUAGAUCAGUUCCCUCUGGAUCCUAUAAAUACAUUGGUCAAAUAGUUGAAACGGCCAAAAAGUUCAUCUUCGAUUGGCGAAGUGGUCAUAAGUCAAAGGCUAUUAGACUCUCUAUCAGACAAUUAAUUAAAGUUUAUUAACGAACCAGAGCUUAAUCAAGAAGUCUAAUUGUAAAUCAAACAAGUUAAUUGCAAUUAAAAGUUAAAAAUGAUCAAACCAUCAGAA